Sinocyclocheilus grahami is the source of this 2226-nucleotide messenger RNA. Its product is annotated as beta-2-syntrophin-like. The transcript has 6 exons. The coding region runs from base 216 to 1565 and encodes 449 amino acids. Gene Ontology annotation, cellular component: intracellular anatomical structure; synapse; dystrophin-associated glycoprotein complex. Lineage: Eukaryota; Metazoa; Chordata; Actinopteri; Cypriniformes; Cyprinidae. The record is from RefSeq and is a predicted model, not a curated record. Gene Ontology annotation, molecular function: protein binding; structural molecule activity.
UCUUAUGGUUAUCUUCGCCGUCCGAUCUGAGGAUGUUUUAAUUAGAAAGUUUUUAUCGUGCAGCGAUCACAGUUUCAAGCCGCUGCAGAAAUACACCGAUGUUUUAACUUCUUUAAUAGACACAGAAUCUGUUCCUGUUCCUUCCUCUGGGGAAAUGCGCGUGUGAGUGGGUAUGUCGAGCGAGUCUAAAGUUUAGGAUGAGUUAAAGUUUGAUCAUGGCCGUGUGGACCCGCCCGGAGAAACAGGGUCAUCUGGACCUGCUGCUGAGUGACCGCUGGGUCCGGGUCACCGCGGAGCUCACGCGGGACAGGCUUACCCUGACGGCGGAGGGCGAACCCGGCGGGCCCGCGGCACACUCCGAGCACAGCUCUCAGUUAAGAAACGGGGUUUCCGGUGGCAACGAACAGAACCGAGAUGUUUUUCAGAGCCGCGGGCAAUACGACAGUCAACGGGUCAACGGGUCCGACUCGGAGUCCAGCGGUUAUUGUGACCCGGAUGGGGUUCGGAGGGUUCGGAUAGUCAAGCAGGAGUCCGGCGGGCUGGGGAUCAGUAUUAAAGGGGGACGGGAGAACCGUAUGCCCAUCCUCAUAUCGAAGAUCUUCCCUGGUUUAGCGGCGGACCAGAGUCGAGCCCUGCGGGUCGGCGACGCGAUCCUGUCCGUCAACGGCAGCGACCUCCGCGACGCCACGCACGACGCGGCGGUGCAGGCGCUGAAGAAGGCCGGGAAGGAGGUGACGCUGGAGGUGAAGUAUAUCAGGGAGGUGUCUCCGCUCUUUAAAAAGUCCUCUGUGAGCGCGGAUCUGCCUUGGGAUGGGCGUCUGCAGUCCCCAAACCUCAGCAGCAGCGACGAGUCGCCCAAGAGCAGUGUAAGUCCUGACAGGAAGGUCAUCCCACUCAAAAUGAGCUUCAUCAGCCGAAACCUCACCAUGCCUGACCUGGAAAGCAGGCUGCUGGAGCUUCACUCUCCGGACGGCCAGCACACUGUGGUGCUGCGGUGUAAAGACGGGGCCUCUGCUCACUCCUGGUUCACAGCCAUUCACACUAAUGUUGCUGCCCUAUUGCCACAGACGAUGGACCACAUCAACUCUUUCCUGAGCAACCCCAGCGCCAACACACACUGCACACUCAAACACAUCGGCUGGCUGGCAGAGCAGGUAUUACACACACACACACUCUCACACGCUGAUACGAUAAUAUCGCAAUAUGAAGUCCACGUUCCAGCCAGCAAAGAAAACAUAAAACCACAUGAAUUCACCUUCUGUUGGUUCACAUCUGUCUGUCUGCGCUCCUCAGGCUGUGUGUUGAACAGACAAGACGUGCGGCUGAUCCUGCACUAUGACAGAGGGUUCACUGUGAAGCGGGAAUCUGGUGAAUCUGUGCUCUUUCACUUCCCCUAUGAGCGGCUCAAGAUGUCUGCAGACGAUGGAGUCCAGAACCUCUACCUGGACUUUGGUGCUCCAGAGGGCGAGAUGGUGUUUGAGCUUCACACGGGGCCGAAGCCUGUGGUCUUUGUGCUUCAUUCGUUUCUCUCAGCCAAACUGUCUCGCUUGGGACUGCUCACAUAGAAUCAACAGCAAACGAUGGAGGUUCAUUUAUUUCUUUGAUUUAUUGAUGGCUAGUAUUUUACUCAAGAAGUGUUUUCAUAGUUUACUUCUCUUCUAGCCAACACAUUUGUUGUGUGAGUGUGUGGCUUUCUAAAGCAGAAAACAAUCCCAGUUUCCUCUGAUCAGGAACACCAGAUGUGCCUUCUCAUCUAGAGCCAACAAGCUUUUACACUCAUUUUCAGGCUUAAGGUAAAGCUUUGCAGAGGAACCAAAAUGACCAUAUUACUCUUGUAUUAUCUGUGCUGUUUGUUUUUAACGUAACUCGCCUGUAUUUAUGUUUAUAUGUAUCGCAUGGCAAAGACUGUUACCUCUGUGUGUUAUAAUCUGAAUGAAUGUGUCAUUUGAAUGCAAAUAUGGAGAAAAUUAAGCUUUAAAUGCAUUCCCUCACGACUGAAGUUAAAACUCUAGAAGGUGUUGAAUAGGAUUGAUUCAGUUUAACUAAUAUUUUGAAAAAAUAUCAAAUAUAGGAAUGUUUUAUUAGUUUAUCUGUUCUCUACACGUCAUAAGAAAAACUUUUUCCACAUUUAUGACCAAACCUGCUCCAGGCCUUAAUACCCUGCUGUAGUACAUUAAUGCUCGUUAGAUGAGUGUUUAGUCCUUAUUAUAGGCUUCCCGCUGUCAU